Molecule: messenger RNA, 3473 nt
Organism: Haliotis rufescens (red abalone)
Lineage: Eukaryota; Metazoa; Mollusca; Gastropoda; Lepetellida; Haliotidae
Product: serine-aspartate repeat-containing protein I-like
Exons: 12
Coding region: 144-2285 (713 amino acids)
Source: RefSeq, a predicted model, not a curated record
GGAAUCCGUCUACGUUUGCUUACACGAUGUUCUCAACUAAGCAACGUGACAUCUAUCGCUUUUCAUGUAAAGCUUUGAUGUCAUUACUUACUUCAAAUACAUAGUUGACUCCUGAUUACUGCUUUUUCAACAAGAUUGAAGAUAUGCCACUGCCUCUUCUUGUUCUGCCUUGCUCACCUUAUGAUGACAAACUCAAGAAGUCUUUCAUAUACCAACUGUCACUUCAUGUUGACAUAAACAGAGAGCUGUCGCCGACUGUUUCACCACCGAUCAUUGUGAUAUUCCGGCCUCAAGGCAGACCGAGCGAUGAAUUUGAUGGCGUGGUUCAACCUUUCCUUGUCAUAGGUAAUUCUAACUGUAGGAACAUUAUUCUCUUCACUGCCUUUGCCACGUCACUGCGGUAUGGCCGGGGUUUCACUCCAGAUUGUGUAUCACGCUUUAAGUACACGGACAAACUCUUUAUAACGUCUGGACAUCUUGAUACACAAGUCAACAAGUCCACAUUUGAAAGACUUGGGGCUAUCCUUGUGAACGAAUAUGAAUUUAAGCAGGUUACUGAUGACCAAUCACAACUAGGCGAUUCUACUAGAAGUGAUGCUAACAGCCAAGUGGACAAAGGCAAAUCUGCUGGAAGAGAUGCUGACAGCCAAGUGGACAAAGGCAAAUCUACUGGAAGUGAUGCUGACAGCCAAGUGGACAAAGGCAAAUCUGCUGGAAGUGAUGCUGACAGUCAAGUGGACAAAGGCAAAUCUGCUGGAAGUGAUGCUGACAGCCAAGUGGACAAAGGCAAAUCUGCUGGAAGUGAUGCUGACAGUCAAGUGGACAAAGGCAAAUCUGCUGGAAGUGAUGCUGACAGUCAAGUGGACAAAGGCAGAUCUACUGGAAGUGAUGCUGACAGCCAAGUGGACAAAGGCAAAUCUGCUGGAAGUGAUGCUGACAGCCAAGUGGACAAAGGCAAAUCUACUGGAAGUGAUGCUGACAGCCAAGUGGACAAAGGCAAAUCUGCUGGAAGUGAUGCUGACAGUCAAGUGGACAAAGGCAAAUCUGCUGGAAGUGAUGCUGACAGCCAAGUGGACAAAGGCAAAUCUGCUGGAAGUGAUGCUGACAGUCAAGUGGACAAAGGCAGAUCUACUGGAAGUGAUGCUAACAGCCAAGUGGACAAAGGCAAAUCUGCUGGAAGAGAUGCUGACAGCCAAGUGCAUAAAGGCAAAUCUGCUGGAAGAGAUGCUGACAGUCAAGGGCACAAAGGCAAAUCUACUGGAAGUGAUGCUGACAGUCAAGUGGACAAUGGCAAAUCUGCUGGAAGUGAUGCUGACAGGCAGGUGGACAAAGUCAAAUCUACUGGAACUGAUGCUAACAGCCAUGUUGACAGAAACUACUCUGCUAGAAGGUGUGCUGGUGGUCAAGUGGACAGAGAUCACUCUACUGUAAGUAAGGCCAACAGCCAGGGGGAGAGAGGCCACUCUACGGGAAGAGAUGCCGACAGCCAUGUGGACAACGCCCUUUCUUCCAGAAAAGAUGUCAAAGCGGGCAAAGCGCACUUCACUGUAAGUGAUGCCACAGGCCAAUUGGACAACGGCAGCUCUGAUCCAAAUUCCGAAACAGGAACCAUUUGCAAUCUCGGUGACAUUAACAGAUUACGGAUGAUACGGCAAGAAAUGGAGAGAGGAACAACUGACUUGAAAGGCAAGGUGGAGAAAAGGUCUGCGUUACAACCAUGGAUACGGAUAAUACUUGAAGCCGUGAUGGAAUAUCUCUUCCCUAGGCAGGAGGCUGCAGAUACUUCGGAGAUGAGGGGAAGAUCUCCACCUCUGUCCGGAGACGAUAUGGCCAGCACAAUAGAGGAUCGACUGGUGCUGGAAAAAGGCUCCCUUAAUAAGGAGUCAAGGCAUAACCCUUGUGUACAUUUAGGAACUGGAUGCAACCAAAAUGUCGAUGACAUAGACAGAUUAAGGAUGAUUAAGGAUGAUAUGAAGACAAAGACAACUGAUUUGCAACUGAGGGUGGAGACCAAGUUAAAGUUGCGAGCAGGAAUACUACCUAGAAUACUUGAUAAGGUCCUGAUACAUCUGGAACAGGAACGAGAGGCUGCAGCAACUGCAGAGAUAAGGGAAAGACCUCCGCCUCUGCUUAGCGUCGACGUGGCCGGCAAGAUAGAGAAGCAACUAGGACUGGAUGAAGGAUCAGUUAAUAAGAUCAUAACAUCUCUGCUAAAGGUGAAGCCAGAAGUGAGCAAAUGGAAUAUCCCUGGCAGAGUGAAGAACUGGUGGAAUGAGAGACGCUGAAGAAAGUCUUGGGGGAGUUGUUGUGAAGAAGUUUCAUAUGACGCCUCCACGUGCGCAGCUUGUAGGCAAAAGGUUUAGGCAGUGGAACUAAAUGAACAUGAGUGUGCGAACUGGUUGAAGCGAUAUACAUAAAGAACGUAGUUGUCUUAUCCAGCAACUUUCAAGGACAUUUGCAGCAGGUUAGGCGAAUGUUAUGCACCCAUCCAUAAUCUCAAAUACCUAGUGAAAUAGUCAUCAAAGUUCCACUAUUUUCAGGCAGCAGACUCUACAUAUGAGGUUUUAUAUAUCACACAAGACUGGAUAUACUUUAGGCUCGGUCAGGCAAAAGCAAGCGAAGCUAUAUAUCAUGUGAGACUGUAAAUAAGGUUGAAUGUUGAAAUGUGAGUUUGUAAUAUUGACCUAAUGCUAAUAUUUACUUUGUACGUAUAAGCUUUGUUAAAGAGGAAGGCCGAUUAUCGUUCAGAGUUUAGAGAACAAUGUAGUGUUAUUGUUUUGUUUUGUUUUAUUUUUGUAUGUACGUAAGCAUAACUCAUCUGUGCUUUACAUUCUGUUAUAAGGCUUAAUAUAUGUUGAGGAUAACAUGUGAUGCUUGCAAACACAUAGAGUGAAUAAGCACCUUUACACUAUAUUCUAAUCAUUCAUUUCAACUUAAACUCGCCUUAAACAGGUGAAACUCAAGAGGAUGUAGAAAUGACAACCAAUGGAUAUUGAUCCACUACCCACGAAUCCAGGAACAACGGAUCCCAGCACAACUACAAUUUAAUUUUAUUUCACACAAAUGAAUUAAAUUCAAUGUGUGUACAAAUAAGAAAAAACAUUGUUAUACACUCUAUACUGUCUAAGAUUUGAGUAAAGCGUGAAUCCUAUAUUCUCGAACAAGAAAAUGUUGCCAGACAUCUAGAUUCCUGCAUAUUGUACCACAAGGUUGCCAUUGAAGAAAAACUGUAAAUAUAUUGCAAUAGUUGUUGUUAUCGUUGCCCAUGUCAUCUAGCAGGAAGUGAAGUGUCGGAAAGUAAAUACUUGACAGCUCAUGUUGAUGAUAGAAUACUGUAGUACGGCACCAUUGUAAGAAACUGAUACUGUAGCCAAUUGUUGAGCUUAGGCCUUCAUACACUGAAUAAUUUCAUCCGUAUUGAAGAGUGCUUUUGUGACAACUUUUUAUCUCAUCAACCAGAAAAUACAGAUAAA